UGACGCUCCGAUAAUGCAAUUAGUAUUGAAUAUCUCAUAGGGAAUAUAGCGAGGAUUCUGGAUAACACUGUGCAGCCUAAUCAAUCAUGUGGCAUUGAUCUACUCUAAAGACAGAGGAAGAACAUAACUUGACUUGGAGAGUAAGAUUGCCACUGGACGAAUGCCAAGGUAUUUGUACAGUCAGAGACAAAACCGAAAACGAUGUAGCCUAAAUAACGGAAUCACGUCGAAAAAGCAGCGCGAUAAAGCAGCGGGGUUCUGUAUUCUGGCUCAUCAUCAUCAAACUGGUUGGAUGACGGAGAAGAAACGCGUGGGACGGGAGAUGCCUAUCUAUCGUUUUUAAUCAUCCGUCAGUCAAGUGAAUGCCUGCGGUAUCAAAUUCAAAAACAAAUACCGACGGGAAUGUUUGUCAACAUAUGUCUAUUGAUCCGAUGUGAAGGUUGCGCCACUGCGUCUCAAGGGUGUCAAUGAGAAAUAGCCUAAAAUGCAGCGUUUAAUUUGACUGGCAUACAAUCCUUCGGCUAAAUGUGCUUUAGUCAACAUCUGAUCUAUUUCCAAGUUGUAUUUUGAUAAACCCUGUCUGCUGUCGUCUCAAGACUGAAGAGGGGGGAGGAUGUCCGUGGCUCUCUCCGUGACGGUUAUGUCUUCAGCGUUCUUUAAUCCCAGUUUUGCCUUCAGUUCCCAUUUUGACUCAGAUGGCGCUCCACUGAGUGAGCUGUCGUGGCCGUCGUCUCUGGCAGUGGUGGCUGUUUCCUUCUCUGGGCUCUUCACCUUCGUCUUCCUAAUGCUGGCCUGCCUCUGCUGUAAGAAGGGACACAUCGGGUUCAAAGAGUUUGAGAACACAGAGGGAGAGGAGUACCAGGCUGACCUGGCCUCGUCUCAGAAUGGACCUGAAGUCUACAUCCUCCCCCUCACUGAGGUCUCCCUUCCCGUCUCCAAACAGCCCGGACGAUCCAUCCAGCUGUUGAAAUCGUCAGAGCUGGGUCGCCACAGUCUACUCUAUGUGAAGGAGAUAGGACAUGGUUGGUUUGGCAAGGUUCUCUUGGGGGAGGUGAAUGCAGGUCUCAGCACCACCCAGGUGGUGGUCAAGGAGCUGAAGGCCAGUGCCAGUGUCCAGGACCAGAUGCACUUCCUGGAAGAGGCACAGCCAUACCGUGCCCUCCAGAACCCAGCACUCCUGCAGUGCCUGGCACAGUGCUCAGAGGUUACACCCUAUCUACUGGUCAUGGAGUUCUGUCCUCUGGUGAGAGAAACCUCCCCUAGCCCCCUAACCCCCUAAACCCUAACCCCUAUCUCAGAGGUCACAACCACCUUCUAUAUGGAGUUCUCUGGUGAGAUGGAUACUUGCUCCCCCUGUUGGUGGAAUACAGUACUGUUACAGCCAGGGACAAUCCGCUCUCUACCCUUUCCUCUGGGUUUGCAGAAGGGUCUGAGCUUACACCAUAUUGAUUACACCCUUACAGAUCAGAGUUUCCACCAUCCUGCUAACACCUUACAGAUCAGAGUUUCCACUA
Messenger RNA from Oncorhynchus masou masou (cherry salmon), 1514 nucleotides. Its product is annotated as serine/threonine-protein kinase LMTK1-like. The record is from RefSeq and is a predicted model, not a curated record. Gene Ontology annotation, molecular function: protein tyrosine kinase activity; ATP binding. NCBI's taxonomy places the organism in Eukaryota, Metazoa, Chordata, Actinopteri, Salmoniformes, Salmonidae. The transcript has 6 exons. Gene Ontology annotation, biological process: brain development; peptidyl-tyrosine autophosphorylation. The coding region runs from base 614 to 1279 and encodes 221 amino acids.